AGUGGCGCGGCGGGGGCUUCAGGAUGACAAGAUGGCGACCGCGAUGUACCUGGAGCACUACCUGGACAGUAUUGAAAACCUUCCUUGUGAGCUCCAACGGAUUUUCCAUCUGAUGCGAGACUUGGACCAAAGAACUGAAGAUAAAAAGGUGGAGAUUGACAAAUUAGCAUCCGAAUACGUCUCAAAUGUGAAGGACCUGUCUCCAGAACAGCGGGUGGAGCAUCUGAAGAAGAUUCAGGGUGCUUACAAUAAAUGCAAAGAAUACAGUGAUGACAAAGUGCAGCUCGCUAUGCAGACGUAUGAAAUGGUGGAUAAGCAUAUCAGGCGACUGGAUGCUGACUUAGCAAGGUUUGAAGCUGAUCUGAAGGAAAAACUGGAAUCCAGUGACUAUGACAGCUCAGGAGGGAGGGGCAAUAAGAAAGCCAGAAACCAAAAAGACAAGAGGGGGUCACGAGGUCGUGGAAGGAAAGGAUCAGAUGAUGACACGCCAAAGAAGAAGAAGCAGAAAGCUGGGUCUGAUUAUUCUGAUUCUGUAUUGAAAAUGCAUCCGUCCGAUGUCUUGGACAUGCCAGUUGACCCCAAUGAACCCACCUACUGUCUGUGUCACCAAGUUUCAUAUGGGGAAAUGAUUGGCUGUGACAACCCUGAUUGCCCAAUUGAAUGGUUUCAUUUUGCUUGUGUGGAUCUUGCAACAAAACCAAAAGGAAAAUGGUUUUGCCCGCGGUGUAUCCAGGAAAGGAAAAAGAAGUGAAGCAAACUUUUAUUUUUUUCUUACACAAUAUAUUUUAUAGUAUUUUGUCUCUGUCUUGUUGCAAUUUUAUUCAGCCUUUCACAAUUUGUGUCUCUUUUUUCUCCUUUAACAUCCUGUUUGAAUGGUGAUCAUUUAAGGUCUAUGACAGUUUACUUGCAGAUAACAGGCCAGUGAUGGACAUUGAUGGCUUCAGCCAUUAACUAGAAUGGAACGCAACGAUCCACCUGAGAUUUUUAAACCAGGAGUUAAAACUUAUUCUGUCUCCAAUUUAGCAGGAAAUGGGAAUGUCUUUAAAUGGGGGAUUGUCGUGAUAUGGAAAAUGUACACGGUUUCUGCUGAAAUUUUAGAUUUGGAGGUUGUUGUGGAAAAGUUGAAGCCUUUUGGAAGUAACCAUAUAAAAACUACAGCAAUAAUCAUCUGUUUUAAGAACUGGUUGAUUUCAAACUCGUGGUCACUAAGCCAUGGAGAUAAUAAUAAUCCUUGCAUUUGAUAUAGAGCCUUACCACG
Messenger RNA from Callorhinchus milii (elephant shark), 1258 nucleotides. It is a transcript of the gene ing5a, whose product is annotated as inhibitor of growth family, member 5a. Gene Ontology annotation, cellular component: nucleus. The record is from RefSeq and is a predicted model, not a curated record. Gene Ontology annotation, molecular function: chromatin binding. NCBI's taxonomy places the organism in Eukaryota, Metazoa, Chordata, Chondrichthyes, Chimaeriformes, Callorhinchidae. The transcript has 8 exons. Bases 32 to 751 code for a protein of 239 amino acids. Gene Ontology annotation, biological process: positive regulation of DNA-templated transcription; positive regulation of apoptotic signaling pathway.